Cajanus cajan (pigeon pea) is the source of this 837-nucleotide messenger RNA. NCBI's taxonomy places the organism in Eukaryota, Viridiplantae, Streptophyta, Magnoliopsida, Fabales, Fabaceae. The record is from RefSeq and is a predicted model, not a curated record.
AUGAGCUGGUUCAACAAAGCGGCGCUCGAAAUCCGAGACCUGAACCUUGCUAUAGCUCUACACCACCUUACCACCGCCUUGAAACCACGGCCCUUCGCCAACAGCAUUUGUAAGAAACCUCCCACUGACAUGGAUGACCUGCAUCGGCGAGCCGACAAAUACAUGCAGAUGGAAGAAUUGGCUGAGUUUCGGAACCAAGCCCGAGCAGAGGUGUCGGCAAAACCUGACAAACCGGUCGAGACUAAUUUUCGGAGUCGUCCGAAAAAGCUGAUUCCUCAUGAGAGGCCUCCUCGCGGGCCGAGGUACUCACAAUAUACGCCACUCAAUACAUGCAGAUCGGCCGUCCUGGAGCAAACACUUGCCUCAGAGGUGCUAGCAGUCCUGAAACCAGCUUCGACCCCUCCCAGGGCCGAUACAACAAAGUCUUGCAGGUACCAUCGCAAUCGGGGGCAUUCAACAGAGGAAUGCGCGGCCUUGAAAGACAAAAUUAAAGACUUAAUCAAGGAGCGUAGUCGGUCAAUAGAUAGGAGAGAGGACGAGCCUUCAGCACAACCUCGGCGAGUCAUCAACACCAUAGCCGGUGGAUUCGCUGGCGGGGGCUCAUCCUCAUCGGCCCAACGGAGACACCUGCGAGUCGUUCGGCAUGUGCAUGCAGUGGAAACAGUUCGUCGCCGCCUUCCCACCAUCACUUUCACUAAGGCCGACUUCAAAGGCAUUGACCCGGACCAGGAUGAUCCGAUGGUAAUCAGCGUUGAAAUUCACAACUGUAUUGUGCGUAAGACGUUGGUUGAUCAGGGAAGUUCAGCCGACAUCCUGUAUUGGAACAUGUUCAAGUAG